AAACUCUGGAGAAAGUUCAUUAAUUGACGUCCUUUUGAUAGUAAUUCUACGGUUAGGUGGAUGGUUAUGGAUAUAGAGAAGGACAAUUCAGAAAUGUAGCUCAAAGUGUGUAAAGUGUAAGACAGGAGUGAUGUCUGUGGUGACGGUUCAGCUUGGACAGUGCGGUAACCAAGUGGGGCUCGAGCUCUUUGAUGUCAUCUCCAACGACGCACGCGAGGCACAGAGGAGGACAUACGGUAGUGCGUGCUACGACCGCUUCUUCCAUCAAACUACUAAUGGAGAGCUUGAGGCCAGGGCAGUGCUCAUUGAUAUGGAGCCCAAAGUGAUAAACCACAGUAUGACAAAGGCUGCUAAGUCUGGCAAGUGGAGAUAUGGGGAAAAGUCCCACUUCAGUCAAAAGCAGGGUUCUGGUAACAACUGGGCAAACGGAUUUUGUGUCCAUGGGCCCCGAAAUAAGGAGGUGGUGGAAGAGCUGGUGAGGAGAGAGGUGGAGCGUUGUGAGCGUCUGGCUGGACUCAUGCCCAUCAUGAGUGUGGCAGGAGGCACUGGGUCAGGAGUGGGCACCUAUGUAACACAAUGUCUGAGGGACACUUUCCCCAAGAGCUUCAUUCUCAACCAUCUCAUGUGGCCCUAUAGCACUGGGGAGGUUAUCGUCCAGAACUAUAACUCUGUGCUAACUUUGGCUAAACUCUACCGGCUGUCCGAUGCCAUACUGGUGCAUGAGAACAACACUAUCCACAGAAUCUGUAGCCAGCUGCUUAACAUUAAGCACAUCACAUUCAGUGACGUAAACAGAGUUAUCGCACACCAGCUAGGCAGUGUUCUCCAGCCUGCACUCACACAAGACUCCUACGGGACCUACAGCAGAAAUCCUUUAGGUGAAUUGGUGACGUCCCUGGUCUGCCACCCUGAGUACAAGCUGCUCGGUGUGUACACUAUACCUCAAAUGCCCAGUUCAUCUAUAGCUUACAGCACAUUCACCUGGCCGGGACUACUGAAGCACCUCCGCCAAAUGCUUGUCUCAAAUACUAAGAUGGAGGAAGGCAUAGAUUGGCAGGUGCGCCCUCCAUCAAACUUUGAACGAACCAGGGGCCUUCCCACUCAUAACUUCAAUAGAUCUUUGGCCAAUCUCCUCAUACUCAGAGGCAAAGAUGUCUACAGUGCCGAGACAGGUAAUUUUGAAGAACCAGCUCUCUAUACUUCCUGGUUGCCAUCAAAUGAAGCUUUUAACGCAUGGAAGUCAACUGUGCCUUUUGAUAAAUAUGAAAAGUCAGCCACAUUGGUUAAUAAUAGCCAAUCUUUGCUCCUACCUCUGGAUAACAUAGUAGAAAAAGCUUGGAAUAUGUUCGCCUCCAGGGCCUAUGUUCAUCAGUACACCAAAUAUGGGAUCACAGAGGAAGAUUUUUUAGAGAGCUUCACAUCACUGGAGCAGGUCAUCUCAAGCUAUCGUCAUCUUUGUUAGCAACAGCACUGAACAUUUGUUGUAAAAUAUGUAAAUAUGACUACAAAACUGUAAUUGUUGAAAUAAUACUCACAUUCAGAGGUUUUAUAGUUUUAUUAUGACUUAAGACACAACAGUACAUUUUUUUAAUAAAAUCAUUC
Periophthalmus magnuspinnatus is the source of this 1602-nucleotide messenger RNA. RefSeq names its product tubulin, delta 1 (gene tubd1). The record is from RefSeq and is a predicted model, not a curated record. Lineage: Eukaryota; Metazoa; Chordata; Actinopteri; Gobiiformes; Gobiidae. Gene Ontology annotation, biological process: mitotic cell cycle; microtubule cytoskeleton organization. The coding region runs from base 131 to 1462 and encodes 443 amino acids. The transcript is spliced from 8 exons. Gene Ontology annotation, cellular component: microtubule; cytoplasm. Gene Ontology annotation, molecular function: structural constituent of cytoskeleton; GTP binding.